This is a messenger RNA of Gadus macrocephalus (Pacific cod), 1270 nucleotides long. Its product is annotated as transmembrane protease serine 3-like. The record is from RefSeq and is a predicted model, not a curated record. The transcript has 6 exons. Gene Ontology annotation, molecular function: serine-type endopeptidase activity. The coding region runs from base 647 to 1270 and encodes 207 amino acids. Lineage: Eukaryota; Metazoa; Chordata; Actinopteri; Gadiformes; Gadidae. Gene Ontology annotation, biological process: proteolysis.
CUGUAAAAUGAUCCACUGAAGUAGAGAAUAACAAUGACUUUUACCUUGACAUUUUCACCGUUUUAUAACUUCUGCUAAAAAUUAGUUCAUUCGACUGCAUGUUUUAAAAACAACUAUGUCCCCUUUAACGUUUUAAACUUUUUUAAGGUGUCUACAAAACACAAUUCACACACUGUCUAUCGUUUGUAAAUCAUCAAAUUUACUCUAUCAAUGCUCCAAAGUUAGUUAUUCUAAAGUGUUUACUAUCAGUUGAUAGUUGGUGAUUAUUGUGAAUGGGAUUAUUCAUCUAUUAGUAGUAAUAAUGAGUGUAUCAUUAUGCGUAUUACAUGAAUGGGCCUACAGUACGCAUUUUACUUACUCAUAUGAAUGAAUCAUCAGUAUGUAUUACAAGUAUACUAAGUAUUGAUAAUAAGUAGUUUCAGCAGUCUGCCCGUCCCCGGCACGGGGACGACUGGGGCGCAUUGUCGGGGGUACCCCGGCGGGGGCGGGGCCCUGGGGCUGGCAGAGCAGCCUCCGGUGGAAGGGGAAGCACUUCUGCGGAGGCUCCAUCAUCUCCCCGCGCUGGGUCAUCACCGCGGCGCACUGCUUGGUGAAGUACGACACAUACUCAGACACACCCGACACAAGCCACGCGUUGAUUUCCAACAUGCUCGAGCCAUCCAACUGGGAGGUUGUGGUGGGAUCAUUGCGAUUGCUGGACGUGUCCCAGGGUCAGCGGUACCGUGUGGGGAGGGUGGUCUACCACCCCCUGUACACCUCCAGCAGUGGGGACUACGACCUCGGGCUUCUGAGCAUGCUCACAGACAUCCAGCUGAUAGGGGGCGUGCGGCCUGUUUGUCUGCCCAGUCCCAGCGCGUCCUUCCCUCCUGAAACAAGGUGCUGGAUUACAGGCUGGGGGUAUACCAGAGAGAACGGGCUGCUGUCCGACGAGCUCCAACAGGCGUGCGUUCAGAUCAUAUCCCCAGCCACGUGCUCCCAACGGCAUGUCUACGGAGGCCUCCUAACUCCCCGGAUGUUUUGUGCUGGUUACAUGAAGGGAGGAGUCGACUCGUGUAAGGGCGACAGCGGGGGUCCACUGGUCUGUGAGACCGGUCCCGGGGACUGGAGGCUAGUGGGCGUGGUGAGCUGGGGCCACGGCUGCGGCCGCGGCGGUAAACCGGGAGUGUACACCAGCGUGACCUCGCUGGUCCGCUGGAUCUACCGUGAAACCCAGGUGCGUCCUCGAACCACCAGGGGGCGGGCUAGUCCAACAGGGGAAUCUGUGAGUUAA